This is a messenger RNA of Ornithodoros turicata, 2269 nucleotides long. RefSeq lists its product as uncharacterized. NCBI's taxonomy places the organism in Eukaryota, Metazoa, Arthropoda, Arachnida, Ixodida, Argasidae. The transcript has 3 exons. Bases 907 to 1497 code for a protein of 196 amino acids. The record is from RefSeq and is a predicted model, not a curated record. Gene Ontology annotation, molecular function: zinc ion binding.
GUCAGAGUUAGAGUCACUAAAUAAGCUACGCUUAUUUAUUAGCUUAUUUAGUGACUCUAGUCAGAGUGAUCUAGGGACUUUACCGCAAGAGAGUCUGCAUGCGCGUUUUCCUCCUCCGUCGUCGAACGCGCAUGCAGGCUUCGUACCGCAAGCUGGCUGAGGAAUGAUGAGCUCGUACUGCCGUUACAUUGAUUUCUGAUGGCUGCCAUGGCGUGUUUCUGUUGAUCGGUGUGCACACCCAGUGCAGCAACGGAGAUUGCUGCCGCUAUGCAAACACCUGAGAGUUGUACAGUAAGUGCGCCACAAAUGGAUGAUCUACCGAACGUUCUUGUAGAGAAUGUCACCUCAGUGUGGACGGAAGAAGAUGCAAUUUCUGAGCGGAGAAUAAUAUCAGCGGCUCAUUUUAUCGCGAACCUUCGUGAAAUGGAUCAGCAUGUUUGUCCAGAGAAGUUUGGAGAGCGUUUCACCUUUCAAAGAGAAAACAGAGUUGGACUUGAAUUGGCAGAAUUGAUCAUAUAUUUUACAUUUCUUUCGUUUUUCUUUUUAAUAAUUUUCGUUACAUAUCUCAUGUGUACUGCAACGGCGUAUACUGAAAAGCACAGUAUUCGCUAUCCGCACGGCUUCAUUUCAUAGUUGCUAUUCGAUGUCCGCCCAAUUUAUCGCGCCUUUUUCCAGAGAUGUGGCGCCCUCUGGAAUGUCGUCUGCUUCAGGGCAGUUGACUGACAACAAAUCCACGUGGGGAAGCGCGCCCUCUGUGGGCACGCCGUCAAACCAAAAGUCAAUGCCGGGUUUUUGCAGGCCGCUUUUACGUCGUGUCGUGUUCUCACUGUUCCAAAGACCCUGUUGGAAAUAUAUCUAUUUGCCUAGCUGGAUCAUAUUUCAUAUCGCUUCGUACGGACCUGCAGCAUGAUCCAGGAGCCCGAAGUGCCCUUCUUAUUUGGAAAACUUAGCUGGACAGGUGACGCCAGGGUGAAACCAAAAGUAGACCAUGUGUGGGAUUAUUUGCAUAAAUCUACGCACUGCAUUCGUCAAGGGCACCGUGGGUGGGGGUUUAAAGAAGAAGGAUAUAUCCGGAAUGUGCUUUACAACACGAACACGAACAGUGGUCCAAAGCACGUAACGCUAGUGCGUGGUGUGUGCCUGCCGUCGAUGCAGAAGGGUGCCUACACCGUUUCGGCGUGGUACGAAGAUGACGGCACUGUUACUGGAGCACACUGUCAGUGCGUAGCAGGGCUCAGCCAAACUUGUGAACACGUUGCUGCCCUACUCUUCCAUGUGACAGACAGCACACAGCCUGGAGCUUCCUGCACAGACGUGCCCUGUGCAUGGAAUGUGCCAUCAGCAGCAAAGAAGCCCGUUCCUGUCACGCCACUGCAAGACAUCACAUUCAGGAAAUACCUCAUCAACAAGGUCACGAGGGUGAAGACAAAACAACGGCUUUUUGACCCAUGUGCGAUGUCUCAUGAUCAUGACAGAGACGACUACAAAAGACUUUAAAAAGAGAGUGCGCAAAACAGAUCCAGAUCUGAUGGUUUUGAGGUACCUUCCUGGGAAGUCGACGAAGCCCGCAAGAGCAUCCGAACCACAAAUCGCAAUAGGAGAUGAGAAAGAUCUCGGGGCCACUUGCCUCCCAAGUGGACAAAUAUAUCACUGGUCUCCCUCACUUGACUGCUGAAGAGAGAGCACAACUGUGUGAAAAUACAAAAGGGCAAGCAAGCAAUUCUACAUGGUACCGUGAAAGGACUGGCCGCGUCACGGCAUCAAUUUUUUCCAAAGUAGUUCGCUGUGUAAAACCCGAGUAUCUCGUGAAGCAGAUACUUUACCCAAAAGGAGGUGCCUAUUCAGAGGCUAUUGCGUAUGGGAGGCAGCACGAGGCGGAUGCAGUAGCUGACUAUGUGUAUCUCAUGAAACUGUAUGACAGGCCCGUUGUUGUGAGUGAGACUGGGCUUAUUGCGCAUUCCGAGUACCCCUUCACCUCAGCAUCACCAGACCGGUUGGUGAAAGAAGGUGAGAGCGAAGGAAAAUCCUGACAAAGAGGAUACAGAGGUCUGGAAAAUUGUACACAACAGGCAGUUACGUGCCUUUUGCCAGAUACAAGAACAGCACUAGCAAGGAAAAUGGCCAGCUUCAGUGAGGUGACUAUACCGAAAGAGCAACACCUUCGGACUGGGACUAUGACUGUGUACAUUGUGCAACGUUCCUCCCUGGAGAGGAACUUUUGGUGCUUUGGGCAGAGGCCAGUGGAAAAUAAACACUGCCAAAAUUCUAA